Messenger RNA from Centropristis striata (black sea bass), 7635 nucleotides. RefSeq names its product ATP-binding cassette, sub-family A (ABC1), member 5 (gene abca5). Gene Ontology annotation, cellular component: intracellular membrane-bounded organelle; membrane. NCBI's taxonomy places the organism in Eukaryota, Metazoa, Chordata, Actinopteri, Perciformes, Serranidae. Bases 109 to 5148 code for a protein of 1679 amino acids. Gene Ontology annotation, molecular function: ABC-type transporter activity; ATP hydrolysis activity; lipid carrier activity. The record is from RefSeq and is a predicted model, not a curated record. Gene Ontology annotation, biological process: lipid transport; transmembrane transport. The transcript has 37 exons.
GGAAGUAGCGCCGUAGUGCAGCGAGCAGCUGGUUUCUAGGAGAUAUUUAGACAUAAAGCGUGUAAUGUGAAGCCGUUAACCCGCCACCAGGGAGGAAAUGAUGCCUUAAUGUAUUUCAUACCUGAGGCCAGCAUUAGAGAGACUUGCCGUCCGUACGUGAUCCAGAUGAGGCAUGCAGGAAGUAUGCAUCCUAAGAGAGACGCUGGAGUCUGGCACCAGACCAGAAGUCUCCUCUACAAGAACCUGCUCAUCAAGUGGAGGACCAAGCAGCAGAGUCUCCAGGAAGUGAUCCUCCCUCUGCUCCUGCUGGGCCUCCUGGUCCUCAUCAGCAUCCUGAACCCUCCCGUCUACUAUGGAGGCAUCAGCACCAUGGAGCUGGAGAGGGACGACCACUUCUUCAAGGGGCUGGGCUACACGCCCAUCACCAACAUCACCAACCACAUCAUGGAGGAGGUGGCCCAGGAGAUGCACAUGCAGGAUCACCUGGACAUGUUUGCCAGCGAGGAGGACCUGGAGAACGCCAGCCUCUACGAGCCGUCCAGCUACGUUGGUGUUGUGUUCAUGGACAGCUCGGCCACGUCGUACAGGCUACGCUUCCCCUACAACCAGCUGCCCUUACCCAGCGACUACACCGAGUCCAUCGCCAACUGUUUCACCAGCUCGGUGAACUGCAGAGCAGCUAACUACUGGUACUCUGGCUUCAUCCGCCUCCAGUCUCUGAUCGACGCCGCCAUCAUUCAGAUGCAGACGAAGCGUGCGGUGUGGAGUGAGAUGGACCUGAAGGUGGUGAUGAUGGGGCAGCCCGGCUCCGUGGAGGUGCAGAAGUUCCCCCACGCCCUCAUCUCCAUCUACCUGGUGCUGGCCUUCACACCCUUCGUCACCUUCCUCAUCGUCAACGUGGCGGCGGAGAAGGAGCAUCGACUCAAAGACACCAUGACCAUGAUGGGGCUCUACGACACGUCCUUCUGGUUGUCGUGGGGCCUGCUCUAUGCUGCUCUGGUGACCACCAUGUCCAUCCUGAUGUCCAUCAUUGCUACGUACACCGCUCUCUUCCCCUACAGCAACUUCUUCGUCAUCUUCUUCCUCAUCUUCCUCUACGGGAUAUCUUCAAUCUUCUUCUCCUUCAUGCUGACUCCGCUGUUUAAGAAGCCUAAGUUUGCCAGCACGGUGGGCUCCAUGCUGACGGUGGUGUUCGGCUGUCUGUCUCUGUUCACCGUCCUGAUGAAGGACUUCCCCCAGCCGCUGGUCUGGCUGCUCUGCCUGCUCUCCCCCAGCGCCUUCUCCAUCGGCAUCGCUCAGGUGGUGUACCUGGAGGCUCAGGGAGACGGUGCUGUGUUUUCUACCCUGGCUAACGGCCCCCACCCUCUCUACGUGCCCCUCCUCAUGCUGGUGGUGGACUGCAUCCUCUACCUGGUGUUGGCGGUUUACCUGGACCAGGUGCUGCCUGGGGAGUUUGGGAUGAGGAGGUCCUUGGUCUACUUCCUGAAGCCGUCCUAUUGGUCCAAACGCAGGAAGAGAUAUGUGGAAGUGAGUUCUGUGUACGACGCCGAGGUGAAGGGCGCCACCGGUGGCGACGAGUCCGUCGAGCCGGUUUCUCCAGAGUUCAGAGGGAAAGAAGCCAUCCGCAUCAGUAACAUCCACAAAGUGUACAAAGAGAAGGACAACGUGGUGGAGGCCCUGAGAGGUCUGACCUUUGACAUCUACGAGGGCCAGAUCACGGCCCUGCUGGGCCACAGCGGAGCGGGGAAGUCCACUCUGAUGAACAUCCUGUGUGGGAUCUGCCCGCCCACCAGCGGCGCCGCCUCCAUCUACGGCACGCCGGUGGCCGAGGUGGCGGACGGCUCGGAGAUGAAGCAGCUGGUGGGAAUCUGCCCUCAGUUCAACAUCAUCUUCGACGUUCUCACGGUGGAGGAACAUCUACGCAUCUUCGCCGCCAUCAAAGGGAUCCCGCCGUCGGACAUCGACGCGGAGGUUACCAAAGUGCUGAAGGAUCUGGACUUGGAGAAGAUCAAGACUGCUCAGGCCAAGAAUCUGAGUGGAGGCCAAAAGAGGAAACUCUCUGUGGGAAUCGCUAUUCUGGGAGAUCCUAAGAUCCUGCUGCUGGACGAGCCCACGGCGGGCAUGGACCCCUGCUCCAGGCACCAGGUCUGGUCCCUGCUGAAGAGCCGCCGAGCCGGCAGGGUCACCGUCCUCAGCACGCACUACAUGGACGAGGCUGAUAUCCUGGCUGAUCGUAAAGCUGUGAUCUCUCAGGGCCAGCUGAAAUGUGUCGGCUCGUCUCUCUAUCUCAAAGUCAAGUGUGGUGUUGGAUAUCACCUCAGAAUGUCUAUAAAUGAAAGAUGUGAGGCUGAAAGCGUCACGUCGCUGGUCAAGCAGCAUGUUCCCAAAGCAAAGUUAUCUCGGCAACACGAGGCGGAGCUGACGUUCACUCUGCCGUUUGAGAGCAUGGACACGUUUCCAGGUUUAUUCUCGGAGCUCGACUCUCAACCCAAAAUGGGAAUUAUCAACUACGGGGUCUCCAUGACAACGCUGGAGGAUGUUUUCCUUCGUCUGGAGUCCGAAGCUGAAGUGGACCAGGCUGACUACAGCGUGUUUAACCGUGAGCAGGUGGAGGAUGAGUGUGAUAACUCGUCUGUGGACGACACGGACCAGCGGCUGCUCACCUUCUCAGACAACAAGUCCGACGUGGUGACGGGUCACGCUCUGUGGCGGCAGCAGUUCAGCACCGUGGCCUGGCUGCACAUGCUCAACAUGAAGAGGGAGAGGAAGGCCUUCAUCUACACCCUGGCCUUGUUCCUGGUGUUCGUGGCGGCCGUCCUGGUCCUGUCCGUGUUCACAGGAAACAUCCAGAUUCAGUCUCCAGACCGCCAGUUCCUGCCCAUUUACCUCCUGAAGAAGAACCAGGCACCUGGGAGGUACGCCUCCAGCCUCCUGGUCCACAACUCCUCAGGCUCUGAUAUUUCUGACUUCAUCCACAACCUGGACUCUCAGGACAUCAAGGUUGAUCUGAUGAAACACAGCGACUACAUGUCUGCAGCGCCGCACAGCGCCGCCAUCAACGUCACCGGCUCCAGCAAGGGUUUCAGGUACAGUGUUGCCUUUAACAGCACCACGGUCCACUCCCUGCCGAUGGCUGUGAACAUCCUGAGCAACGCUCUGCUCAGAGGUCUGAACGGGACUGGACGGAUCAGGACCUGGACCAAACCUUUCGAUUAUGUGAGUAUUUGUGUGAGUGAGGGCUCAGAUCUGAUCUAUUCUGUUCCCUUUCACCAUUUAAACCAGGGAAUAAAUAUAUAUAUGUGGGUUGACUCCUCUCUUUGUCUCUUCCUGCUGGUCCAGAUCAAGUGUCGGUCCACGCUGCGUAUCUCGGGCCUGGUGCCUUCAGCCUACUGGUGUGGCCAGGCAGCAGUAGAUAUCCCCUUCUACUACCUCAUCCUCUCCUCCAUGACCAUCAUCCUCUUCUGCUUCCACACGGGGAACCUGCUCACCUCCAGCAACCUGACGGCUGUGGUCCUGUGUACUGUGGGCUUCGGUCCAGCCAUGAUCCUCUUCACAUACGUCUUUUCUUUUGGCUUCGCCCGAGUCCAGAGCAACAGGGACUUCUUCUCCGUCAUCUCCAUGAUGGUGUGUGUGGUGUCCGCCUCGCUGGUCCAGCUGUUGAACGACAACCCCGGACUGACCAGGAACCUGCACAACAUCUUGUGUUUCUUCAACCCUCUCUACCCUCUGAUGGGCUGCCUCAACUGCAUCACCAAGGCAACCUUCCUCCCCACGCAGUACGAGGAGAACUUCCUGUGGAAAAACCUGCUCAUUGCAGUAGUAGCUCCUUAUCUCCAGUGCAUCCUGCUGCUGUUUCUGCUCCGUUGGCUGGAGAUCCGCUACGGAGGACGGACCAUGAAAAACGAUCAGUUCUGCAGGAUCUCAUCCAAGUCGAAGCCCAAAGUGGAGAAGAACCCAGAAGAAGGUGUGAACGAGGAUGAGGAUGUUCAGAUGGAGAAGGCUCGAGUGAAGGAGGCUCUCACCUGCCAGUCCUGUGAAGAGAAGCCAGCUGUGGUUGUGAGUAACCUGAGGAAGCAGUACAAAGGCAGAAGAGAAGGAUUUUCUCUGAACAAGAGGAGGAAAGUAGCCACGAAGAACAUCUCCUUCUGUGUUCGUAAAGGUGAAGUUCUGGGACUGUUGGGCCCCAACGGAGCAGGAAAGAGCACCAUCAUGCACAUGUUGUCAGGGGACACUGAGCCCACUGCAGGCCAGGUGCUGAUGGGGGACUACAGCACCGAGUUUCGUCCCGUGGACUCUCCUGUGGAACAUGUGGGCUACUGUCCUCAGGUCAACCCUCUGUGGCCCAGAAUCACCCUGCAGGAGCACCUGGAGAUCUACGCCGCCAUCAAGGGCCUGAGAGGACACGACGUCCCCGGGAUCAUCAAACGUGUGGUGAACGCUCUGGAGCUGAAGGAUCACCUGAACAAACAAGCCAAGACCCUUUCAGCAGGACUCAAGAGGAAGUUGUGCUUCGCCUUGAGUAUGAUCGGGAAUCCUCAGAUCGUCUUACUGGACGAGCCGUCAUCAGGGAUGGACCCCAAGUCUAAACAACGCAUGUGGAGGGCCAUUCGUGCUGCUUUCAAGAACCGCCAGCGUGGAGCCAUCCUCACCACCCACUACAUGGAGGAGGCGGAGGCCGUGUGUGACCGGGUGGCCAUCAUGGUGUCCGGCCAGCUGAGAUGUAUCGGAUCCAUCCAACAUUUAAAAGGGAAAUACGGUCGGGGUUACAGUCUGGAGGUGAAACUCCGAGAGGAGCUGACGGGGCUCCAGCAGGUGGCGCUACUGCACAAAGAGAUCCUCCGAAUCUUCCCUCACGCUGCCCGCCAGGAGAGCUUUGCUACUCUGAUGGUUUACAAGAUCCCCAUGGAGGACGUCAAGUCACUGUCAAAGUCUUUCUCUCAGCUAGAAAGUGCCAAGCAAACCUUCAACUUUGAAGAGUACAACUUCUCCCAGUCGACCUUGGAGCAGGUGUUCAUGGAGUUUGCCAAGGAGCAGGAGAACGAGGAGGAGGAGGUCGGUUCCCUCAGCACAACGUUCCAGUGGCAGCGUCUCCGCCAGGACGGCUCCGUCCCCGUUAACCACACAGACAGCAUCGUGCACCAGCUCUGAACUCACAGCUGAGAGGGGACAGGACCAGGACCAGGACCCACCAGGACCAGGACCAGGACCGACCCCCCCGACCCACCGGGCCUCUUAGCGCCUGAGGGCCCCACCACGCCAGCACUCGUUAGCUCCACACAAACCCACCGCCACCGCCCUGAAACGGAUGGACAGACCCGGGUGGGAGCGAGCGUAGUGUGUGUGUGUGUGUGUGUGUGUGUGCAUGUAUGUGUGUGUGUGUGUGUCUGGGUCUGAGGUGUGUGUGUGUAGCCCUCCUCCACUGGUGCUCCGUGUUUUCUCCGACCCCUGACCCAGGGGCCCGUGGUCUUUCUCGACACCUCCUCCUCUUUCUAACGGGGUUUUUUAUCUUCACAGGGAGUCAGUGAAAGGAAAAAAAAAAAUCUAUAUCUCUAUAAAUAAUAUGUAAUAUUUCUGCUUUGUAAUCCUUUCCAUCCGUCGUCCUCUGCAGGAGGUUAACAGCCGUGUGUUGGCUCGUCCCUUCAGAUGUUUCUGUCUGUCGUGUUCCUCAAACUGUUUUUUACCAGAACUAGGAUCCAUCCACGAUUUUACCAAAGCAGCACAUCUCUGAACCACAAACUACCACAAACUACCAUACUACUAACACUACCACACCACCACACUACUAACACCUCCUCACACGGACUGACACGUACCUGUUGUUGUUGUUUUGGUGUCAGUAGCAUGUGCAAUAGUUUGCAUACUAGUCCUACUGUUGAUGUGAGGCAAUGGAACGAGGAGAUAAUGUACGGGUUGAAAUAUGUGCCACCAGAAACUAAAUUUGAAUUAUUUGUAUUUGAAUUUGAAUUGCUUAACUUGAAGAAUUGCAUUAAAAAACUGAAUUUUUGAAUCACGUAAUUUGAAUUUGUAUUGUUCAGUUUGAAUCAUUGCAUUGAAAAACUGAAUCUGAAUUGUAAUUUAAAAAUUGUAUUUAUUAUUUUUGAACUGAACAUUCAGUUCUCACAAUUCAGAUUCAGUUCGAAAAGUUGAAUUUCAAUUUUCUGCGACGAACAUCCGGGUAGUUGAGGCAGAGCAAUCGAGCACAGAAAACGGAGGUGCUGAUUGGCCGAAGAGGCGCUAUGGCAACUGGGUAGCAACAAAUGUUACAAAAAAAAAAACAGAGGUGCUGAUUGGCCGAAGAGGCGCUAUGGCAACCAGGUAGCAACAAAUGUUACAAAAGAAAACAGAGGUGCUGAUUGGCCGAAGAGGCACUAUGGCAACCAGGUAGCAACAAAUGUUACAAAAGAAAACAGAGGUGCUGAUUGGCCGAAGAGGCACUAUGGCAACGGGGUGGCAACAAAUGUUACAAAAAAAAACGUAGGUGCUGAUUGGCCGAAGAGGCGCUAUGGCAACCGGGUAGCAACAAAUGUUACAAAAAAAAAAACAGAGGUGCUGAUUGGCCGAAGAGGCGCAAUGGCAACCAGGUAGCAACAAAUGUUACAAAAAAAAAGAAAACGGAGGUGCUGAUUGGCCGAAGAGGCACUAUGGCAACGGGUAGCAACAAAUGUUACAAAAGAAAACAGAGGUGCUGAUUGGCCGAAGAGGCGCUAUGGCAACCGGGUAGCAACAAAUGUUACAAAAAAAAACGGAGGUGCUGAUUGGCCAAAGAGGCGCUAUGGCAACCGGGUAGCAACAAAUGUUACAAAAGAAAAAAAAACAGAGGUGCUGAUUGGCCGAAGAGGCGCUAUGGCAACCGGGUAGCAACAAAUGUUACCAAAAAAAACGGAGGUGCUGAUUGGCCGAAGAGGCGCUAUGUUCGUCGCAGAAAAUUUAAAUUGAAUUUUGCAAACUGAAUCUGAAUUGUGAGAACUGAAUGUUCAGUUCCAAACUAAUAAAUUAAAUUUCAAAUUACAAUUCAGAUUCAGUUUUUCAAUGCAAUGAUUCAAACUGAAAAAUACAAAUUCAAAUUAUGUGAUUCAAAUUCAGUUUUUUAAUGCAAUUAUUCCAUUUAACCCUCUGGGCUCUGAGCCUAUUUUGGCCGUUUUUGAAUACUUUUGAUUUUGCCCUUCAUGUACCACAUAAAAAAAUGUUUACUAUACUCAUAUUUAGUAUCCAUGUUUUCUUCACCUAUAUGAUCUGACAGUUAUUUAACUACUUUAUCAACAUAUUGAGCCCAAAAAUGAUGAAAUCCGAGUUGAAAAAUUAUACUAUUUAAUACAAUAAAAACCACAAAUAUGCUCAAUGAACUGUUUUGGAACUUGAAAAUGUAAACACAGGAUACAAAUAUGAACAUAUAAAAAGGUAAAAAUAAAAAUAAAACUAUAUACAAAAAAGUCCCAUUAAAACAUGUAUAUUAAUAGACUUUUUUCCCUUUGUUAGCUGCACUAGCUAACCUCGCUCAAAUUAAAACGAUCAUAUCUUUGGUUUUACAUGAGCUAGGAAUGUCAAACAAAAACUGGGAGAAAGUUUCAGGUCUGAACUUUGGAGUGAAGUUGAUAGCAGCGCUCCAUGUGACCUGGUUUUUUUGUUAAACGUCAC